Molecule: messenger RNA, 1248 nt
Organism: Verruconis gallopava
Lineage: Eukaryota; Fungi; Ascomycota; Dothideomycetes; Venturiales; Sympoventuriaceae
Exons: 3
Coding region: 296-1216 (306 amino acids)
Molecular function (GO): oxidoreductase activity
Source: RefSeq, a predicted model, not a curated record
AGGGAAUCAUUUCGAGGAGAAAAUUCUCCAAGUCGUUCUAUCGGCUAAAGAUAUGCGAACACAGGAAUGUAUGCUGAUCUAGCGGGGUGGAGCGGGGUACUAUGCGUAAUCAUACUUGUCUCACUCUCAUAUCUUUUGGUCGAUAUCUCCUAGACAACGUGUAUCUCCUGUUCUGAUACCGAGCAGUCGAUAACCAGUCUAGGAUCUUGCUAAGUAUUUCGAGUCUUGACACCAUUCACCACUGGACUCAUGUCGGACUGAUUUGCCUCAAAAGAUUUGGGAACAGUGGUCAAAAAUGUCCAACGCUUACAAUCCGGACGGAUCGAAAUUUGGAAAUCUGAGGGGCAAAGUUGUUGUUCUUACCGGUGGAGCGAAUGGCAUCGGAGCAUGCACAGUCAGAGACCUCGUUUCCAACGGUGCGAAGGUCGUCUUUGGCGACUACGACGCCAAAGCCGGCGAAGCCUUGACAUCGUCUCUCGGAUCUGAUGUCACUUUCCUAAAAAUGAACGUCGCGGAGUAUUCCGACAACGUGAAUCUCUUUAAGCUCGCGCGAGAGAAGCAUGGCCGCGUCGAUCACGCCGUCGCUGUAGCUGGGAUUGGUGAACGUGGUGACUGGUUCAAGUCCAGCCUCACUACCGAGGACGUGGAGAAGCCCGAGCAAAUUGGAACCGUCGAGGUCAACCUGAUAGCUGUUUUAUAUUUCAUUCGCGUAGCACUGCCAUACCUGCGAUUAGAGCGGAAGGAGGGCGAAGAUAAGAGCGUGGUGAUUGUGGGAAGUGCUGCGGGAUUUCGCGAGUCGCCUGGUCUGCCCAUCUACAACGCAACCAAGCACGGUGUCCAAGGAGUCAUGCGCUCCCUGCGCAAGAGUCUAUGGGAAAGCGAGAGGAUCCGUAUCAAUGUGCUUAAUCCUGGAGUAACAGACACGAACAUGGCGAACGUCGUUGCGAAUGCAUUCAGGAAAGCCGGGCUGCAAGACGCGGUGAACAUGCCUGAAGAUCUGGCCGUUACGAUCCUUGGAUUCCUGACGGAGGCGGAUAUGUGGGGAAAGUCUGUGUAUGUAGAAGGAGGCAAGGGGUGGGAAUGGGAACAGGGAUAUUGGGAUUCAAUGCCGAGCUGGCUUGGAGAAGCACCAACACAGAGACUGCGAGACGGACUGAAGCUGGUGGCUUCGGGCAAAAUCUGGGACUUUCACUAUGCACAACAAGCUCCAAAAUAGCGGACGUGCAAAAUGAUGCUCAAAAGAGUGGC